GUCGCCCGGCCGACCUGCGGCUGCGGGGCGGCAUGAGGAGAGCCGGGUGCGGCUGGUGGGGCCGCAGCUGAGGCGCGGCGGCGGAGGGGGGCCGCCGCCAUGUCGCUGCUGUGCGUACGAGUAAAAAAAGCUAAACUCCAAGGACCACCAGAUAAAUUCAAUACAUAUGUGACCCUGAAAGUGCAAAAUGUGAAGAGCACGACGGUAGCAGUGCGAGGCGACCAACCAUGCUGGGAACAGGACUUCAUGUUUGAGAUCAGUCGGCUGGACCUGGGCCUAAUUGUUGAAGUAUGGAACAAAGGACUUAUCUGGGACACCCUGGUUGGGACCGUGUGGAUUGCUUUGAAAGCCAUUCGUCAAUCUGAUGAGGAAGGUCCUGGGGAGUGGUCUACGCUAGAGGCAGAAGUUGUAAUGAAACAUGAUGAAAUCUGUGGAACCAAAAACCCGACUCCUCACAGAAUUUUGCUGGACACGAGAUUUGAAUUACCUUUUGAUAUCCCAGAGGAAGAAGCCAGAUACUGGACCAGAAAAUUAGAACAAAUAAAUUCUCUGGGAGAUGAUGAGUAUUCCUUUCAGGAGGAAGUCCAGAAGAAACCAUUGCCCAGUGCUGCCUCCCAGUGUUCCUUUGAAGAUGCUGACAGUGCUGUGGAUGAUCGAGACAGUGACUAUCGCAGCGAGACCAGUAACAGCAUUCCUCCUCCGUACCACACGACCGCGCAGCCCAAUGCCUCUGUGCACCAGUUCACCGUACCAUCACGCCUGCAGCAGCAAGGAGUCUUGCGGGAAUCCUGUGCUGACUCCCUACAAAAUUAUGACCUGGAUUAUCGUGAGCAUGUGGCCAUCAGUCCUGCUGGCAGUAGUAGAUAUGGCUCCUCUUGUAAUGUCAGCCAGGGGAGCUCUCACCUGAGUGAGCUGGACCAUUCCCAUGAAAGUGCCCAUGGCUCUGAGCAAGAUGACGAUCACCAGGAAAGAGAGUCAAAUCAUUCCUACCGCAGUUCGGGCAGCUACCAGAAGGAUGGCCAAACAUGGCUCAGGGAGCAAGAGGAGCCUCGCGGCAAAGGAGGGGAAGAGAAGGUCUGCGAGACAGAGGAGAAGCAUACCGAUCACUCUGCAGCUAAGUUACCCCUGGAACUUGACAAGCCCAAGGAUGUUGAUGCAAGAGCCCAAGUGAGCUACCACGGUGACAACGAACCACCAUUUUCUCCAGCGAGAGUCCAUUGGAUUCGAGCCAUUAGCAAAGUUCGACUGCAGCUUCAAGAGGGUCAAGAUGAGGCUGAUCCAUCAAAACCACCCUGGCUCAAAGGAGGGCCAGCAGGUGGUCUCUAUGGCAUUGAUAGCAUGCCUGAUCUCCGCAAAAAAAAGCCAGUUCCACUUGUCAGUGAUCUGUCACUGGUUCAGUCCCGGAAAGCCGGAAUUACCUCAGCAAUGGCCACUAGAACAUCUCUCAAAGAUGAAGAGCUGAAAUCUCAUGUCUAUAAGAAGACCUUGCAAGCCUUAAUUUACCCUAUCUCUUGUACAACCCCACACAACUUUGAAGUGUGGACAGCCACAACUCCUACCUACUGCUAUGAAUGUGAGGGGCUGUUAUGGGGUAUUGCACGGCAGGGAAUGCGCUGCGCUGAAUGUGGAGUCAAAUGCCAUGAGAAGUGCCAAGACUUGCUCAACGCUGACUGCUUACAGAGAGCAGCAGAGAAGAGCUCAAAGCAUGGAGCUGAAGACAGAACCCAGAAUUUCAUCAUGGCCAUGAAAGAUCGUAUGAAAAUCCGUGAGCGAAACAAGCCAGAGAUCUUUGACUUGAUUAGAGAUGUGUUCUGUGAGAGCAAAUUGACACAUGCCCAGCAGAUGAAGACGGUGAAGCAGAGCGUUCUUGAUGGCACCUCAAAAUGGUCAGCAAAGAUCACGAUCACAGUGAUGUGUGCUCAGGGUCUGCAAGCCAAAGACAAGACUGGUUCCAGCGAUCCAUAUGUAACUGUUCAAGUUGGUAAAACAAAGAAGAGGACAAAAACAAUUUUUGGAAAUCUUAACCCUGUUUGGGAAGAGAAGUUUUAUUUUGAGUGCCAUAAUUCCUCUGACCGGAUCAAGGUGCGAGUGUGGGAUGAAGACGAUGACAUCAAGUCUCGUGUCAAACAGAGGCUGAAGCGUGAGUCGGAUGAUUUCCUGGGACAGACAAUCAUUGAAGUCCGUACGCUGAGUGGUGAAAUGGAUGUGUGGUACAACCUUGAGAAAAGAACAGAUAAGUCUGCGGUGUCUGGGGCUAUCCGUCUGCAAAUUAAUGUGGAGAUCAAAGGUGAGGAGAAAGUGGCUCCAUAUCACAUUCAGUACACCUGCCUUCAUGAGAACCUCUUUCACCAUCUCACAGAUGUGCAAGGGAGUGGAGUGGUGAAGAUCCCUGAUGCCAAAGGAGAUGAUGCCUGGAAGGUGUAUUUUGAUGAGACAGCUCAAGAGAUUGUGGAUGAAUUUGCAAUGCGUUACGGCAUUGAAUCAAUAUACCAGGCCAUGACGCAUUUUGCAUGUCUCUCCUCCAAAUACAUGUGCCCAGGUGUGCCAGCUGUGAUGAGCACCUUACUUGCUAAUAUCAAUGCUUACUAUGCGCACACAACUGCCUCCACAAAUGUGUCUGCUUCGGACCGCUUUGCAGCCUCCAAUUUUGGGAAAGAACGAUUUGUGAAGCUUCUGGACCAGCUUCAUAAUUCACUUCGGAUUGAUCUGUCAAUGUACAGGAAUAACUUCCCAGCCAGCAGUCGUGAACGGCUGCAGGACCUGAAGUCUACAGUGGAUUUGCUGACCAGCAUUACUUUUUUCAGGAUGAAGGUUCAAGAGCUGCAGAGUCCACCUCGAGCCAGCCAGGUAGUGAAGGACUGUGUAAAAGCUUGCCUCAACUCCACCUAUGAGUACAUUUUCAACAACUGUCAUGAGCUGUACAGUCGCGAGUACCAGACAGAUCCCAACAAAAAUCAGGAUCUUCCUCCUGAGGAACAGGGUCCCAGUAUCAGAAACUUGGAUUUUUGGCCCAAACUCAUCACUUUAAUAGUUUCCAUCAUAGAAGAGGACAAGAAUUCUUAUUCCCCAGUACUGAAUCAGUUUCCUCAGGAGCUUGCUGUUGGUAAGAUCAGCGCAGAGGUGAUGUGGAGUCUUUUUGCCCAGGAUAUGAAAUAUGCCAUGGAAGAGCAUGAGAAACACAGACUGUGUAAAAGUGCAGACUAUAUGAAUUUACACUUCAAAGUGAAGUGGCUGUACAACGAAUAUGUUCGUGAUCUGCCUGCCUUCAAGGGAAAAGUGCCUGAAUAUCCAGCGUGGUUUGAGCAGUUUGUGAUGCAGUGGCUGGAUGAAAAUGAAGAUGUUUCCUUAGAAUUCCUGCAUGGUGCUCUGGAGAGAGAUAAAAAAGAUGGGUUCCAGCAAACAUCCGAGCAUGCUCUGUUCUCUUGCUCAGUGGUGGAUGUCUUCACCCAACUCAAUCAGAGCUUUGAGAUCAUUAAGAAGCUGGAGUGCCCAGAUCCUGUCAUUGUUGCUCAUUAUAACAGGAGGUUUGCUAAGACUAUUGGGAAAGUGCUGAUGCAGUAUGCUGACAUCCUGUCCAAGAGCUUUCAGUCCUACUGUUCCAAGGAGAAACUGCCCUGCAUCCUGAUGAAUAACAUCCAGCAACUGAGAGUGCAGCUAGAGAAGAUGUUUGAAGCUAUGGGUGGUAAAGAGUUGGAUGCAGAAGCAAGUGACCAUCUCAAAGAGCUGCAGGUGAAGUUGAACAAUGUUUUGGAUGAGCUGAGCACAGUGUUUGGUAACAGCUUUCAGACUCGUAUUGAUGAAUGUGUCAAGCAGAUGUCUGAUAUCCUCUGCCAAGUGAAAGGGACAGGAAAUGUUGCCGCUAAUGCCAGAAACACAGUUGCACAAGAUGCAGAUAAUGUCUUGAGACCGUUGAUGGAUUUCCUGGAUGGAAACCUGACACUGUUUGCGACUGUGUGUGAAAAGACAGUGUUGAAACGGGUGCUGAAAGAGCUCUGGAGGGUGGUAAUGAAUACCAUGGAGAAGCUGAUUGUGCUGCCUCCUCUAACAGACCAUACGGGCACACAGUUGAUUUUCAGUGCUGCUAAGGAACUGGGACACUUGUCAAAGUUGAAGGAUCAUAUGGUGAGAGAAGAAACUAGGAGUCUCACUCCAAAGCAGUGUGCAGUUUUGGAUCUAGCACUGGAUACUAUCAAACAAUAUUUCCAUGCUGGUGGGAAUGGUCUGAAGAAAACUUUCUUGGAGAAGAGUCCGGACCUGCAAUCACUUCGUUAUGCUCUCUCUCUCUACACUCAGACCACAGACACUCUAAUCAAAACGUUUGUCCAGACUCAGACAGCUCAGGUGCAUGAUGGGAAAGGUAUUAGGUUUACCGCUAAUGAGGACGUUCUUCCUGAUAAGGGCUCUGGUGUAGAUGAUCCUGUGGGAGAAGUGUCCAUACAGAUUGACUUGUACACCCAUCCAGGAACUGGUGAACACAAGGUCACAGUGAAAGUUGUGGCAGCCAAUGAACUGAAGUGGCAAACAUCUGGCAUGUUCCGUCCGUUCGUCGAAAUCACCAUGAUUGGGCCUCAUCAAAGUGACAAGAAGAGGAAGUUCACAACAAAGUCAAAGAGCAACAACUGGGCUCCCAAAUACAAUGAAACAUUUCACUUCAUACUGGGGAAUGAAGAUGGCCCUGACGCUUAUGAGCUCCAAGUUUGUGUGAAGGACUACUGCUUUGCUCGAGAGGAUCGGGUACUGGGGAUAGCAGUGAUGCAGCUCAGAGACAUAGUGGACAAAGGAAGCUGUGCUUGCUGGUGCCCUCUUGGGCGCAGGAUUCACAUGGAUGAGACUGGACUUACAGUCCUGAGGAUUCUCUCUCAAAGAACCAAUGAUGAGGUUGCCAGGGAAUUUGUGAAGUUAAAAUCUGAGUCCCGUUCCACAGAGGAAGGCACCUGAGCUCAGCUGUGUAAUGUUCCCUUUUCUCUUCUGCCUUGUGCCAAUAUGUGCAAGUGUUCAACAAUUCUCUUUUACUAAUUACAAAAGGUUUUUUCUUGUUGUCUUUGUCAGCUCUGAUAGCGCACGUGUGCUGUACAGGAAACAAUCCAUCAAUCUGAUGUGAAUUAUUUAUUUUUCGGUAGCUGGGUAAAACACCAUAGAGAAUGAGACAAUCUCUUCUUAUUUAAGAUGCAAGUUUUGCUUUGUGUAUAUAAAUUAUUUUAUAUUGCAGGCUGGGUAUGCUGGGUUUUGUUGAUAUGCAGCACUGUGAUUUUAUCCUCUGAAGCUGGCAGAUGUUAAAAAGGCUCUACAUAAUCACACUAUGAAACAAACCAACUGUAUGGAAAUUGAGAGAAGAAGAAUGAUUUGGGGUUUUGGCAAAGCAUUGAAUUUAUGCACUGUGGAGCUGCCAAAAGAUGUUCUUGCACAGAGAUUACACCAGUGUCUCAAUGUGACACCUCAGUGUCUGCUUAAAACAGCAGCAGCAAAUUGCUCUGAAGAUGUACCCCAAAUAAAUGUAUGACCAUGGAUGUGCUGCUGUGAGCGCAGGCAUCACCAGUGAAACAAGUGCAGAGAGGCUUAAGAUCUUACAGCAAAAAGCUGCUAAGACAACACACGAGGAGCAGACUGCAGCUGCCUUGCCAUAGAUCUAGAUGGUGUGUCUCGGAGAAUAUAAAUCCCUGUGUGCUGCUGGGAAUCCUGCAUCACCAUGGGGGUGCUGUAAGCUGCUGAACUCCACAAGUCACACUUUGACUACUGUGACCGACGUGGUAAGGAAGGGGACAACACCAGAGCCAUGACAAAUAAUAUGGCUGCUAUACUCUUUUUCCACUUCAAUAUUCUUUUGUUAGUUGUGUGUGGUUUUUUUUUUUAAUAAUUUAAUACUUGCAAUUUUCCUGUAGCAUUUUGUUACCUUAAGUAGCUGAGACCAUUCCUCACUAUGAAACCAGACAUGAUGGCUUGUUUGGGAGAGAACAAUACAUUCUCCCUCUGCAAGCACUCACUCUCGAGUGCUGGUGAAGGGGCAGCAGGUCCAUUUGGUUCUGAUCUUGAAGCUGCUGUUGGCCAUGCCACGGUUGAUCCACGUUGAUUGUCAUUAAUCUGUGACCUAAUGAUACCGUUGAAAAUAUUUUUGCACUAUCUUGAAGAAGCAUCCUGGUUUUGUUUUCUUGAAAAAUGAAACACUGUUCUGAUUGCAGGGAUGUCAGAAUUUCUGACUGAAAUUUCAUAAACAGGAAGGUUCGGAGCAGUGAUUGUAACUGAAGUAUGUUUUUUUAUUAUUUUUUUCCUUGUUAUGGGGCUUUUUGCUAUUUCCAGCUGCCCUUGUUCUCUGGAAAGUGCAGCUGGAACAAGCCAGUCCUUGCCCAUUAAAGUACUGUAAACUGUCAAUAAAUUCAAGGACUGCGUAUUGAAUGACUUUUUUUGUAUUUUAUUUUCUAUUUUCUCUGACACUUGUACAGCUGUAUGAUAUGACUACUGUAUUUCAUGGGCCUGCUCAUACAGUUCAGAGACUGCACAUCUGCUUUGUUCUUGUCCAUGGUGUAUUUAUAAUAAUGCUCUUCAAAACUUCACGCUAUUUGUCAUGAUUUUGAAUCGCUGUACGUGCCAUUGUUACAAGAACUGUUAGUACAGUCUUUAAUAAACUCUUUUAGCAGCA
Molecule: messenger RNA, 6634 nt
Organism: Cygnus atratus (black swan)
Lineage: Eukaryota; Metazoa; Chordata; Aves; Anseriformes; Anatidae
Gene: UNC13B
Product: unc-13 homolog B
Exons: 40
Coding region: 100-4938 (1612 amino acids)
Biological process (GO): presynaptic dense core vesicle exocytosis; synaptic vesicle priming; synaptic transmission, glutamatergic
Cellular component (GO): terminal bouton; presynaptic membrane; plasma membrane
Molecular function (GO): phospholipid binding; calmodulin binding; syntaxin-1 binding
Source: RefSeq, a predicted model, not a curated record